ACGAAACCAACCUUACCUCAGUCCCUCUCUGUAUUCACUUCCAGGUCGCUUUGUCACACCACGUUGCUCGCUGGGAGGGUCCGAGCUCGUCACUUUUACGUUCGAGUAUCGUGAAGCUGCUGGUUACUUCUUUUGCGUUAAGAUAAAUUAACAAUAAACUACUGCAGUAAUCUGCAGAAAAACGGACAGUUCAUGGGGGAUGCAGUGGUUGGUGUCCCCAGCAAAGAUCAGCUGACCUUGAUGGAACAGACUGUCUCCAACUGCAGGGAUCAAGAUGAGAGAAUCUAUAUGGACUACAAUGCUACCACCCCAUUAGAGCCAGAGGUUAUUAUGGCUAUUACUGAAGCUCUGAAGGAUGCAUGGGGAAACCCCAGCAGCACAUACUUGCCUGGCAGGAAGGCCAAAGGGAUUAAUGAUAAAUCUCGAGAGACUGUUGCUUCAAUGGUAAACGGGCAAGCAGAGGACAUCAUCUUUAUGUCAGGUGGAACAGAGGCAAACAACCUGGUUUUCCACACAGCUGUUAAGCAUUUCUGGGACAGCUGGGGAGAGACUCUGCUGAAUGAAGAGCAAAUGACUGUCCUCCCUCACAUCAUCACUUCCAGUAUAGAGCAUGACUCUGUGAAGAUCACUGCUGACAGCCUGCUGAAGGAGGGUAAAGCAGAUAUUACUUUUGUGAAGGUUUCUAAAGUGACGGGCCGAGUGGAAGUCAAUGAUGUGCUGGCAGCCAUGCGUCCAAACACCUGCCUCAUCUCAGUCAUGCUGGCCAACAAUGAGACAGGGGUCAUCAUGCCAAUUAAAGAGCUCUGCCAGAGAGUGCAACCCCUUAACGUGCAGAGGUCUGGUCCCAGAAUUCUUUUGCACUCUGACGGUGCACAAGCAAUUGGUAAAGUCAAGGUGGACGUGCAAGAACUUGGAGUGGAUUACCUCACCAUAGUGGGACACAAGUUUUAUGGCCCAAGAAUUGGUGCAUUGUAUGUAAACAAGCCUGGAAGCAUGACUCCAUUGUUCCCAAUGUUCUUUGGAGGUGGACAAGAAAGGAAUUUUAGACCUGGGACAGAGAACACACCAAUGAUUGCUGGUCUUGGAAAGGCAGCAGAGCUGGUGAACCUGCAUCUUCCAGAGUAUGAGGCCCACCUGUGUGAUAUUAAACAGUACCUAGAGCAGCGGCUGCAGGCUGUAUUUGGGAAGGAGAAGAUCCACUUCAACAGCCAUUUUCCUGGUUCGGAGACUCUCCCAAACACCUGUAAUGUGUCACUGCUCGGGCCAGGCUUAGAAGGUUGGAAGGUGCUUUCCAGGUGCAGGUGGCUUCUGGCGAGUGUGGGGGCUGCAUGCCAUUCUGACAAAGUGGAAAGACCCUCUCAUAUUCUGCUGAGCUGUGAUAUUUCACCAGAGGUGGCUGCAAACGCACUGAGGCUGAGUGUGGGCCGUAGGACCACCAGGAAGGACGUCGACCUGGCAGUGGAGGACCUAAGGGAGGCUGUAUGUCGGCUGGAGGAAGGCUCUUAAGAAGCACCCUCACUGGGGGUCCACUGGUCCUGUGUAAAGUAUACAGAGCUAAAUAAAAUACAAGAGCAGACAAAUCACAGCCUAUAUAAGGUACUUAUAAGUUUUUGUUUUCUUCAGUAGUAAUUUAUUUUUAAGGGAUAUUAAGAGUCAGCUCCUGCUAGCUGUAUAGUGAGUCAAAUGCUUCUGAUAUUUUGUACAUGAUGCGUUUUAGAGUAUUUUUUAGGAAGAAUCAUGUCAAGUUACUGUUACUUAAGAAUUAUGCUUGGCAUGUGGUUUAUUCUUGAAUAUAGAAUGAAAAAUAAUUUUUUCAAGGAAAUGAACAAAAUA
Molecule: messenger RNA, 1833 nt
Organism: Brienomyrus brachyistius
Lineage: Eukaryota; Metazoa; Chordata; Actinopteri; Osteoglossiformes; Mormyridae
Gene: scly
Product: selenocysteine lyase
Exons: 13
Coding region: 193-1506 (437 amino acids)
Source: RefSeq, a predicted model, not a curated record